CUCCAUUCAUCCGCUCCUCGAUCCUGUUGAGUCGCGAAUUGGAACCCACGGCAACACGCAAAGAAGGUGGGCAUCAAACCCUCCAUGAGAUAUCUCGCUUGUCGCCGCUUCUCGUCCUCCUCCUCCGCCGCCUCCGCUCUCCCCAUCCCUCACCGCUCCCUCGCCGACCCCCGCGGCUCCGACCAUGACUUCGUCGCCGUUGCCCACAGCCACCUUCUACGCGCCGAUUGGCCCGCCCUCGUCUCCCUCGCCCCCUCCCUCACGCCCUUCCGCACCGCGCACCUCCUCCUCCGCCUUCGCUGCGACCCUAUCCUCUCCCUCGAGUUCUACCGCUGGACCCUCCUCCACGGCACCCCCGCCUCCCACUCCCUCGACACCCACGCCAUCGUCCUCCACAUCCUCACCAAAUCCCGCCGUUUCAAGGCCGCCGAGUCCAUCUUCCGCCAGUCGUUGAUCCCCCGAACCCAGAACUCCACCUCGGAGCUCUUCGACGCGGUGCUUCGCACGUAUCGCCUCUGCGACUCGACGCCCGCCGUGUUCGACGCCAUGUUCAAGGCCUAUGCCCACGAGCGCAAGCUCAGGAAGGCCACCGAGACCUUCCGGCUGAUGCGGGACUACGGGUUCCUCCCCAAGAUCAAAUCUUGCAACGCCUUCUUGAGCUCGCUGCUCUAUCUGGGGCGGGCUGACGUCGCGCUGGCCUUCUACCGGGAGAUGCAUCGGUGUCGGAUCUCGCCGAACGUCUACACCCUAAACAUGGCCAUACGCGCGCUCUGUAACUCGGGGAAGCUGGAGAAGGCUCUCGACCUGUUCGAUAAAAUGGAAGGGAUGGGAUUCACUCCUACCGUUGCUUCCUUCAAUACCUUGAUCGAUGCUCAAUGCAAAAAUGGAGUCACGGGGCAUGCUGUGAAGCUCAAGAACACAAUGGCCGGUAAAGGUUUGGAGCCGAACGUGAUCACCUACAAUACUCUCAUCCAUGGGUUCUGUAAGGAAAGCAAGUUGCAUGAGGCUAACAGGGUUUUCCAGGAGAUGAAAGCCGCCGAGGUGAGGCCGAACACGGUGACCUACAACACUUUGAUAAAUGGUUAUAGUCAGAUGAACAACAGCGAGAUGGGCUCGAGGCUCUAUGAGGAGAUGGUAAAAGAUGGUAUUGAGGUCGACAUUGUAACGUACAAUGCUCUUAUAUUGGGGCUUUGCAAUGAAGGGAAGACAAAGAAGGCCGCCCAUGUAGUGAAGGUGCUCGAUCAAAAGAAUUUUGUCCCAAAUGCGUCGACUUUUGCUGCUCUCAUUACUGGACAAUGCAAGAGGCAAAACUCUGAGCGGGCACUUGAUAUUUACAAGGCCAUGAAGAGAAGCGGGUGUACUCCAAACAAUGAUACAUUUAGGCUGUUGAUAUAUACCUUCUGCAAGAACAAGGACUAUGAAGGCGCGGUUGAGUUGUUGAAGGAAAUGUUGGGGAGAUAUAUGGCACCUGAUGAGACUCUGCUUACUGAGGUUUUCGAGGGGAUUUAUAGCUCUGGAAAGACCCACCUGGUUACUGAAUUGCACUUAGAUGUUGUUGGGACAAGACUUAUUCCUGAAGUUUAUUUCAAAAAUGAACACACAACUAAGUUGCUGGAUAUAUCAGAUACUGAAGCACAGAAGAUGUGUAUGGGAUAAAGAAGUGGAACAAAUUUGCUUGGUUGAGAAGAGAUUUACAGCUACUUGGCCCAACAUCUUAUAAUUUUCGAUGAUUUCUCGAAGAUAUUUGGUGAUGAUGAUACAUACAUGGAGUUUUUCUGUGGACUUGAUAGUUUGAUAUUGCCACAUCUUAUGUCGUAGACUCUAACAGCCUACAUGAGGAGGUGAGUUAUAUAUCAUGGUUGGAGAAGAAAAAACUUGUUCAAUGCUCAGAUCCUGGUCAAUUUGUUUUCUGAGGUGUUCAUUUCAAGCAAGAUGUGUUCAGGAGCAGGGAGCAAAGCUAUAAGCAGCAACGAUAAAUGUCAUUGUUGCAGCAAGAUUUGAAUUGACCAUCCUCUGAUGAAAGCUUGUUCUUACACAUCUUUCUGGACAAAGAAUAUUAUUUGCUGCAAAGCAAGAAUUCUAUCAUUGUUCUGGCUAGGCCGCUAGAGUAGAAUCAGCUUGUGAUUUGAGACAAGCUUGUUCAUAAAAUCUGUCUGGAAAUAAUGUAUGAUUUGCUUCUGUGCAAGAUUUUCAGCUAGCUUCAGGAAUUUCAUUAGAGUUGGAACACGUGAAAAUAAACGCUGGAAGUCUACGAAGGACCUUUGGUGAAGGCCAAGAAGUUGCGACUUCAAAGGAGGAAACUGCCUGGAAAGGAACGUAAAAUCCCCUUCAUGUUUGAUCCCUACAUGGAAGUGAUUGUUUCUAGCUAAAUUAAGGGGAAAGCAAAGUAGCACAUAGGAGAAUUCAGGUUUGAGGAAACAGUAAGGUUUAAAAGGUAUGUUGGAAGCAAGUUUACAUGUGUAUAUUAUUUGUGUACUUGUAGGUGUACUUAAGCAUAUAUGUAUUCUUCAUCAAACACAAAUGACAACACUUGUUUUGCGCUAGGAGAAGACGAGUGAAAAAUGAUAAGCAACCUUUUUUUCUCUAACAAUCUUUUCUUAUUUUGUUUGCAUUCAGCCACUUACACAAGUCAUAAGCUUUUGAACUAUUUCCGUGGAGUGUGCCAUAUUUCUCAAUUUAUAUAAUAUGGAUUAGGAUGGACGAAAUUAUGAUUCCAACUAUGAGCAUGUAUGACACAAAUGCUAUUAAUCAUGAUCCGCAUCAAGAUUUGAAAUUGCAUAGAUUGUAAAGCAGGUGCAUCAGGACACAUACAAGAUUCUUGCUACCUAGUUUACUACAUCAGGAGAUAUUAUGCCUAAGCAAGCUUAUGAGUCCUGAUUCACUCCUUUGUUUUGCUCCUCUUAACUGAGUCUCAGAAUUCUGUAUCUAUUCAUGACACCUAAUCCAAACAGGAAGGAAAGAUGUUUUCAUUUCCUUUUCCUACAAUCCAGACAACUUUUUUUUGUUUUCCAUGGAAAAAAAGGUUUUUCACCAUCCUUUUUCUGGCAACCAAUUGAACCCUAAGAUUAUGUGGACUGCACAUCUCCAUCCAUAAAACUAAAAUGGCAGAAAUACAGUCUCAUGUUCAUGUGCAUAUGUAAGUGUUGCAAAUCUUUGUUGAUAUAUUUCAGAUAUCUAACAAUGGAUGAACUGAAAAAUUCUAAUUCAAGGGAAAUUUAAUUUAAGGGCAUUAAAAGAAUUUUAGCAUUUAGUUCUUUCUUCCCUUGGAAAUGUGCUACUGGAUUUUGUCAGCUGGAUGUUAUCUAAGAAGUGGUUUGUACCAAGGUUCACAGUACAGUUUCAGACCAAUACUGUACAGGUCCAUACCAGCGUAUUGAGUGUUGGUACAUCAAUACCUGCCAAAUUUUGAGAAAUACUGAAAAAUAUUUAAAAGGAAACAAAAAAAACUCUGGUACAGGGCCUGCACUAUCCUGUACUGGAGGCAUCAUGUGGUUUACCUUGUCCAUGUAUUGGUAAGAUAUUGGACUGGUAAACACCAUACAUACCAUACCAUACCGAUGGUAGCGCAAAUCUUCAUUUAUACCACAUGUAUAUAAAUCUUCAUAUAUAUAUGUAUAUAUAUAUAUAUAUAUAUACCUUCCAAUUGCACCAUAUCAUGAUAUCAACCACAUCUUUUUCUGAAUAGUAGGACAACAUCUCAGUGUUUUUUAUUCUUUAUUC
This is a messenger RNA of Musa acuminata AAA Group (dessert banana), 3720 nucleotides long. Its product is annotated as pentatricopeptide repeat-containing protein At4g26680, mitochondrial-like. The transcript is spliced from 3 exons. Gene Ontology annotation, molecular function: protein binding. Bases 85 to 1656 code for a protein of 523 amino acids. Lineage: Eukaryota; Viridiplantae; Streptophyta; Magnoliopsida; Zingiberales; Musaceae. The record is from RefSeq and is a predicted model, not a curated record.